Messenger RNA from Ilyonectria robusta, 714 nucleotides. RefSeq names its product Ribokinase-like protein. The coding region runs from base 340 to 714 and encodes 124 amino acids. The record is from RefSeq and is a predicted model, not a curated record. The transcript is spliced from 2 exons. Lineage: Eukaryota; Fungi; Ascomycota; Sordariomycetes; Hypocreales; Nectriaceae.
CAACAACAAAGAACUAUCAUUACUACAGCUUUAGUACACUCAUACCACCACAAAAAAGCCCUGAGAGUUCAAAAGGAUCGAUGCCUCUUCACGUUGGGCGCAACAGCAAUCUGGAAGAAAGAGGACUUCAUCAACGCCGAGCAGCUCGGAGGCGGGAUACGACCCGACUUGGCCGUGGCUCAAAUGGAAAUCGACAAGGAAGUAGUCGAGACUAUAAUCGAAACUGCUGGCACGGCGGGCAUUGAGUUCUGUCUGAAUGCGGCGCCUACAACCCCCAUUAAUAAACGCCUCUAUUAAUACCUCACUUAUCUACUGGUUAACGAGUCGGAAGCAGCUAUCAUGUCCGGCCGCCAUAUGGACGAGGUCAACGAAGAGACCUGGCCAAUUAUCGCUCAGGAAUUUUUGAACCGCGGUGUUGAAAACGUGGUUAUCACACUUGGUGCUAAGGGGGCAUUUUACGCCAAUGCAACAGCGAGCGGCCACUGUCUCACGUUUGAUAUCAAAGUCGAAGAUACUACAGGUGCAGGAGAUACCUUCACGGGGGCAUACUCCUCUGAUUACCUGUGCCAGAAGGCCAAGAGGACUUGGGACACCAGGAGCGCGGUUGUUCGCGCGAUCAAAGCUGCUGCAAUGACGAUUCAAAGCAUGGGAGCCCAGGACGGUAUCCCUUGGGUGGAUGAGAUCGAUGCUUUCGAUGCCCCUCACAAAGUUUGA